UAUAGCAACCAUACUUUUCCGUUUACUAUAAAGGAACUAUUGUAUCCCCUAUGUAAUGAUAACACCGGGAAUAAAAGUACACAUACAUACUUAAUAAUUUAAUAUGGAUAUGUCGAUAGUAUUCUCAAGUUUCAUUUUGUUAUCCACCAUAUCCACAAGCUUCCUCGCAGCUCAAAUAACACCAGUGACUUCACCAGCUCUUCUUCACCCAGAUGAAUUAAAAGCGCUUGAAGAGAUAGCUUCUACACUUGGAAUUACGAAACUGAACCUAGGCAAUGGAGACCCUUGCGAUUUAAAAAGACUAAAGAUUGAUGUUGCUCAGGAUCCAACGAGUGAGAACAUCAUUGUUUGUGAUUGUAGUCGCAACAAUACAUGCCAUAUUACAGAUUUAACGCUCAAGACCCUCGGUCUUCCGGGAAUAGUUCCACCAGAGUUGGUCAAACUUCAGUAUCUCCGAUCAAUAGACUUGUGCCGAAAUUACCUUUCGGGAUCAAUCCCGAUGGAGUGGGCUUCGAUGCCAGAACUCAUUUCCAUCUCGGUCUGCGCGAAUAAUCUUUCUGGGCCUUUACCAACUGGUUUACAAAAUUUCAAGAAGCUGAAAUUCCUAGGUGUUGAAGCGAACCAGUUCUCUGGUCAUAUUCCUGCUGAGCUUGGUAACUUGAUUAGCCUAACAAGAUUGCAACUUGGGUCGAAUCAAUUUACAAGUACCCUGCCUACCACUCUUUCCAAACUGGUGAAUCUCAAGGAAUUUCGGAUAAGUGACAAUAAAUUUAAUGGGAUCAUCCCGCGCUUCAUAGGCGACUGGUCUCGGCUUGAGAAAAUACAUCUAUUUGCAAGCGGACUGAAAGGACCUAUUCCUGAUGCACUUGCCCGCCUAGAAAAUCUUGUUGAUCUGACAAUUAGUGAUAUGACUGGGAUAAACUCCUUUCCAAAUAUAUCCAGCAAAUCUAUGAACACCCUGAUUUUGAGGAAUUUGAGUUUGUCUGGUCAAAUCCCUUCUUUCGUCUGGUCCAUGCCAGUCCUAGAGACUCUUGAUGUAUCAUUCAACAAGUUGAGUGGUGAAGUUGACUUACAAGGAAAAGUACCCAAAUAUACCUAUUUGAAUGAUAACAUGCUUUCUGGAAACGUUGGAUCUGGUGCUUUCCUCAACAAUGAAUCUUACAUUGAUCUCUCGUAUAACAAUUUCUCAUACCCAUCUAGCUGCCCGGACAAGCGUAUUAACAUUAAUUCAUACCGGAGCUCAUAUUUGCAGAAAAAUUUAACUGGACUUCUACCAUGUGCUAGUCCAAUAAAGUGCAACUAUCAACGGUCUCUACAUAUAAAUUGUGGCGGAGACAAAGUAGUUAUUACAAACUCUUCUCAUAAAAUCACUUAUCAAGCUGAUAACAAUGAAACCAAAGCCGCAACAAAUCAGCACUUUGAAAACUGGGGAGUAAGUAGCACAGGUUACUUGUCGAAUGAUAUAUACAUCAUUACACCUACAUUUGCAUUACCCGAGAAUUCUCCUGCUUUCUAUAAGUCCGCACGUCAAUCUCUGGUUUAUUAUGCGUUUUGCUUGGAAAAUGGAGCCUACAAUGUGAAACUCCAUUUUAUGGAGAUUCAGUUUUCCAACGAAGAACCCUACAGUCGACUCGGCAGACGCAUAUUUGAUAUCUAUCUUCAGGGAGAAUUGUUCAAGAGGGAUUUUAACAUCAAAGAGGAGGCUAAUGGAACUCGAAAGCCUAUUUUGAAAGAAGCUAACGUAAAUGUAGCUAAUCAUUUGUUAGAGAUUCGGUUGUAUUGGGCGGGAAAGGGGACAACUCUCAUUCCCCAAAGAUGGAACUAUGGUCCUAUUAUCUCUGCGAUCUCCUUGUGUCACAGCAGUUUGGGGCCAGGAUGUGGAGCGGAGAAAACAAUACAUCGCACUAAUUAUUUAUUAAUUUUCGGGAUAACGGGUGCCUUAUUAGCAGUUAUGCUCCUGGCUUUGGGAUUAUAUGCUCAGAAAAGAUGCAGGGGAGACAAGAACACAAGAGAACGAGAUUUGAGAGCCCAGGGACUGCAAACUGUUUGCUUUACAUGGAGGCAACUGCAAGCUGCAACAAACAAUUUUGAUGAAGCCAAAAAACUUGGAGAAGGAGGUUUCGGAUCCGUAUUCAAAGGAGAACUGUCAGAUGGAACUAUCAUAGCAGUUAAACAGCUUUCUGCGAAAUCAUGCCAAGGAAACCGCGAGUUUGUCAAUGAGAUAGGGAUGAUCUCAGGUCUUAAUCAUCCAAACCUUGUCAAGCUUUAUGGAUGUUGUGUCGAGAAGAAUCAGUUGUUGCUUGUGUAUGAGUACAUGGAAAAUAACUCCCUUGCUCUUGCUCUUAAUGGAGAGAGUGCUCCAAAUUUGGACUGGGCGGUUAGACAAAGAAUUUGUGUAGGAAUUGCAAGAGGGCUUGAAUUCCUCCAUGAAGGUUCGAUGAUCAGGAUGGUUCACCGUGACAUAAAAACCACUAAUGUCCUUCUAGACGCCGACCUAAAUGCAAAGAUAUCUGACUUUGGAUUGGCUAGGCUUCAUGAAGAAGAACACACACACAUUAGCACCAAAAUUGCAGGAACCAUUGGAUAUAUGGCUCCAGAAUAUGCAUUAUAUGGCGAACUAACCGAGAAGGCAGACGUGUUCAGCUUCGGGGUUGUGGCAAUGGAAAUUGUUAGUGGAAAGAGUAAUACGAAACAAAAGGGAAGUGCUGAUCACGUCUGGCUUAUCAAAUGGGCACGGAAGCUGCAACAAACAGGAGACAUAAUGGAUAUCAUUGAUCCAGUGCUCGAAGGUGAUUUCAACAGAAAAGAAGCGGAGAGGAUGAUCAAAGUUUCUCUAGUUUGCACAAACUCGUCUCCAUUGUUAAGGCCAACAAUGUCAGAGGUUGUGCAAAUGCUAGAGGGAGAGAUCGAAAUAACACAGGUUCUGUCAGAUCCUGGUUUAUAUGAACACAACUUUAGCAUAUCAAAACCGAGGGGCACUGAUACACAUGGUAGCUCGAGCACGUCUGGUUUGACUGAUCAAACAGAAACGACAAUGAAAUCCUCUGUUUCUAGUACUGAUCUCUACCCAUUAUACCCCGAGUCCAUGAUCUUAAACUCGACAGUAGACUUUUCUUCCUCAGCAUUCUAACAUCAAUCGCUGUGUGCAUUGCCUUGUCUCUUAUGAGAGACAAAAGGCUUGUAAGCUGUCUCUUAUAUCAGUAAAUAUGUCUGAAACCUUAUAUUGUCAUGGAUAUUUAUGAAUGUUUUUUAAAUGGAAUAAUAUCGUCUUAUGAAACUCUAA
Messenger RNA from Brassica oleracea var. oleracea, 3283 nucleotides. RefSeq names its product probable LRR receptor-like serine/threonine-protein kinase At1g29720. Gene Ontology annotation, biological process: protein phosphorylation. Bases 104 to 3130 code for a protein of 1008 amino acids. The record is from RefSeq and is a predicted model, not a curated record. NCBI's taxonomy places the organism in Eukaryota, Viridiplantae, Streptophyta, Magnoliopsida, Brassicales, Brassicaceae. Gene Ontology annotation, molecular function: protein binding; protein kinase activity; ATP binding. The transcript has 25 exons.